UGUUGGGUUCUGUGCCCUCGAAUAAAUUCAAAAGUCCUGGAUUAUUUUGAAUUUUGAUACCAGAGGUAAAUACAAACGCUAAUGCAAAUACAAAUGCAAAUGCAAAUACAAAUAUAAAUACAAAUACAAAUACAAAUGCAAAUACAACUAAAAGACAAAGCGUGCGAGUUAAUGCAAAAUUAACGAAACAUAACGGGCCACACACGCACACACAUAUAUACAAACAAAAACAAACAGCAAAAGCAAAGUGAAAUCUCACACAGCAACAGCGCAGCGACAGCGACGCAAGCAGCAACAUACCAGAGAGCAAACACACGCACGCACACAUACACACGCUCCCCUAUACAAACGCGUGUUGUAAUUGCAAAAAAAGAAAAUAUAUGAGGACGAAAAGAAGUAGGCUACUUCCUAUCAAAAGCCAACAAUUAUAAAAAUCAGUGUGUUAAAAUUUUACUACGAGAGAACAUUCAACAUAAAAAACAUUCAAAAAAGUGAGAAUUUAACACAAGAAAAAAAAAAUAAAAUCCAUUACAAAAAUAAACAUAUGAACGCUUUGCGGUUUACCUUGUGUGCAGUGGGAAGAAGCACCAACAAUUGCAACAGCAACUAAGCAAAAAGAAGAAGAGCAGAAGCAGCAGCAGUAGUAGUUCAAAAAGAGAGACUUAAAGAGUCCGAAAGCGAAGCUUUGAAUGCGAUUCAGACGCACACACUUGCAGUCGCGCACGCACACACACGAGCAGACACAUUCACAGGCAUCGACACAGACACAGACACAGACACAUCGCACAAUGACCUUGCCAACCAAUACAAAUGCAGCGAAUGGCAACGGCGGCAAUGGCAGCGGCAGCGGCAGCGAUGAUGAUUCGGACAUGUUUGGACCGCCGCGUUGUUCACCCCCCAUUGGCUAUCAUCAUCAUCGGUCGCGCGUGCCAAUGAUCUCGCCAAAGCUACGUCAGCGCGAGGAGCGCAAACGCAUCCUGCAGCUGUGCGCCCACAAGCUUGAGCGCAUUAAGGACUCUGAGGCGAAUUUGCGCCGCAGCGUGUGCAUCAAUAACACCUAUUGCCGACUUACCGAUGAGCUGAGACGUGAGAAGCAAAUGCGUUACCUGCAGAAUUUGCCAAAAACCGAUAACAACAGCAUGGAAUUGGCGCGUGAGAAUAUAUUCCAGCCUAACAUGGACGAUGCCAAGCCAAUUAACCACAACAACAACAGCGGCAGCACAAACAACAACAACAAGCCUUAUGGAGAUGUCAACGGCGCACGCACCAUUUGCUCCAUUGAGAAUCAUCAGUCGCCGCAGCUGCUGCGUCACGGUGCCACGCCCCUAGCAGCUAACAGCAGCUCAAUAUCCUCUUCCAGCUCCAGCACCUCCCCCUCAUCCUCGUCGUCGUCCUCCAUUGUGGCCGCCGCUGCUGUGGCGGCACGCAAGCGCCAUCUAUCGAAUAGCAAUCUGGUCAACGAUCUGGAGAUACUCGACCGAGAGCUGAGCGCCAUCAAUGCGCCGAUGCCAUUGAUCGAUCCGGAGAUAACGCAGGGCGCCGAACAGCUGGAGCGUGCAGCACUGUCCGCCUCGCGGAAGCGUUUGCGCAGCAACAGCGAGGAUGAGAGCGAUCGGCUGGUGCGUGAGGCGCUCUCACAGUUCUAUAUACCGCCGCAGCGACUCAUCUCGGCCAUUGAGGAUUGCCCCUUGGAUGUUGUGGGGCUCGGCGCCGGCGCCGGGGCCGGCAUCGGCAGCAACAACGACCAAAGCAUCGGCGGCAACCAUCACAAACGUGUCAAACUGACCAACGGCAGCUGCAGCGGCGGCGGCGCAGCUGAUCACCUGGAGCUGGUUAACUUCGAUAUGAACCAGAAUCAAAAGGACUUCGAGGUCAUAAUGGAUGCACUGCGUCUCGGCACGCCGACACAGCCGAGCAGCGGCAGCGACUCGUGCGGCCAGGCGGCCAUGAUGAGCGAGUCGGCGAGCGUGUUUCAUAAUCUGGUUGUCACCUCGCUGGAGACAUGAAAGUAUCAGUAAGGGAUGCUGGCAGGUGGACAGGCAGACAACCCUAAAACAACCGACAACCAACAAACAAAAGCAACUGCAAAAAUAACAGCAGCAGCAGCAACAGCAGCAGCAGCAGCAGCAAAAAACAAACAUUUACAAUUACACAAGACAAAGAGCAAAGAGUUUUUAGGCUUAGAAUUUAGCGCUAAUUAUAAAUUAAGACUUAGACUUAGGCACUAAGCUAACGACUAAGCCCAAUUUACAGUUAGGCAGGGUUAGAGUCUAGGGAUGGGUAAUAAUUGAUAUCUGAAUAUUUUUUGCUCGAUUUUCCUUUUGUGGUUUCGUUAGGGCAGCUGCAAGUAGGUGCUUGUUGCAUGCCUCAGUCUCGCCUUGGCACAUACACAAAAUAGAGAGAAAGAGAAAAGACAAGAAGAAAGCAAAUAAUUGUCUCGCAAUUUGUACAAAACUUUUGUUUCAAUAACAUUUUGUGUCUUCUCGAAUAACGGAAACACAAAAAUUUCUAACAAAAAUCAAAGAA
Molecule: messenger RNA, 2526 nt
Organism: Drosophila hydei
Lineage: Eukaryota; Metazoa; Arthropoda; Insecta; Diptera; Drosophilidae
Product: kinesin-related protein 12
Exons: 2
Coding region: 690-2006 (438 amino acids)
Source: RefSeq, a predicted model, not a curated record